UCUCUCUCUCUCUCUCUCUCUCGCUCUAUUCAACCGGCUGUAUUGGCAUGGAAAACAUAUGUUUACAUUGCCAAAGCAAGUCUGCCUCUCUCUCUCGCUCUCAGUUCUUUUCUCCUUUGCCUUUGCUCCUCAGCAUCCACUUCUGAUGCCGUGUGUCUGUGCUGUUGGGGCGACCGGAGCCUAACGCGCAGGGCCCUUCACCCGAUUCGCUGCACCUUCCCUGGGUCUCUAUCUCUUCCACUUCCCCCUGCCUGUCAGCCUGCUUGGAUACCUCCCCCACCCCCCGUAGGGAGAAACGACAGUCUGCUUCACUGGGGAGCCGUUCUGGAAUUAGCAAUGCCCAAUCCCGGCAUCCUUUAGCCACUUGGAAUAUCUCGGAUUUCUACAUCCGUCCGUCUGUCUCGCUAUCCAUCUGUCUCCGGUCUCCCUCCAUCCGUGGCGGGGGACAGAGGAAUGAACAUCAGCAACUAUGAUACAAGGACUGAAGAAACGCACCAGGAAGGCCUUUGGGUUACGAAAGAAAGAGAAGGACACAGACUCCACGGGCUCCCCUGACAAAGAUGGAGUAAGUAGGAGAAAGAAAAACACCAACGGGGCUCCAAAUGGCUAUUAUGGGGAGAUUGAUUUGGACCGAUAUGCCGCUCCAGAUGUGGACGCUGAUGGCUUCAGUCUCAGACCCGGAGAGGAGAGAGAAACAGCUCCCAAAGGCAAGCAGCACUUCUCCUCCAGCGACACUGAGGAUGAGGACGACAACAGGAAAUUCAAGAUUAAGAUCAAGCCGUUGCCCUCCGACACUGCCAAGUGUGCCAUCCCCUCCAUGGAUGAACUGAAAGCUUCCGUUGGAGGUUUGGCUCUGUCUCCCUCUUUGAGGAGAAGUCCGAGACGCAGCCCGGGCUCAAUAAAGAGACACCUGUCUUGUGAGGAGAUCGCCAGACCCAGACGCUCCACCCCUACGCCAAGCCCCGCCCCCGAGACACAAAGUGAGAGAGUAUCCCAGAAUCGCAGAGCAUCCCCAGCUUUCUUCGGGCCUCCUCAUGAGACGACCUAUGAGACACACAGAUACGAUAGUAACAGAAACGAUGGUGAGGAGAUCGCCAGACCCAGACGCUCCACCCCUACACCAAGACCCGCCCCCGAGACACAAAGUGAGAGAGUAUCCCAGAAUCGCAGAGCAUCCCCAGCUUUCUUCGGGCCUCCUCAUGAGACGACCUAUGAGACACACAGAUACGAUAGUAACAGAAAUGAUGUAGUCUGUAUAGAGGCUGAUGCAUGGUGUGACUCCAGACCAGACUGUGACUCCCCUUUGACCAGAAACUUUCCCACAGGAGCUCCUCCUCCACUUCCUCCCAAGAACAUCCAAGCAGCUAGUCAAGGCUAUUCUUCGUCUGAUUCUUCCGUUGAUUUACACAAUGGGAGAAUAGUAUCAAGCCCCGCCCCCAUCUACCUGAACGUCCAAUCCCCAGCCUCAUACAGAGGUUCCCCCGUGCCUGACCUGGAAGAUGUGUUCGGCCCCAUGGAAUCCUGCCGGAUCAAUGAGGGCAGGGCCUCGCCCCGAUGGGUCAGCUUCAACAGUGAGAGACCACCCCCACCAGAAGAACCGGCCCCGCCUCCGCCCCCUGCCUAUCCUCCUCCUGACUCGCCCAACUCCCUCUCUUCCACCCCAGACUCCCCCUGCCUCUCCCGGGCCCUCCUCCGGAUGAGCCUCCCCCUCCCCGCCGCCCCUUUUCCUCUCCCCCGACUCGCCCAUCUCCAUCAUCUCCAUUCCCCCUCCAGAUGAACCCGUUCCCCCCUGCCUCCAGACUUCUUGCCCCCAGACUCCCCGCCAUGCAUCGCCAUCAAUCCUAGUCUGUUUUUGGAUGAUGAUGAGAUACUGGAGUACUCCCAUGCUCCCUCUUCCCCUGCUGCCCCACUGGAAUACUCCCCUGCCCCUACUAGUCCCAUCCCUCCCCCCCUGCCUGCGGAGCGCUCCCUUCGGGCAGGCAUCCCUUCCCCUCUGGUGUUCCUUAGGGAGGAGCAGCCUGACUUUAUGUCCUGGCCCCUGGUGCUGACCCCGGGCUUCAGGGGUGUGCCGUCCCCCCUCCUCCCGCCCGCCUACAGGCCCAUGGUGUCUUCCCCCGGACCCUGCCCAGGCAGUGGUCCCUCCUCUCCACCUCGCCCUGCCACGCCCCUGUCAGGAGGUAGUCCAGUCCCUCCCCCUCUUCCUACAAGGCCCUCCUCUCGACCCAAACUACCCCCUGGGAAACCAAUGGGAGACCUGGCUCGGCCCUUCAGCCCCCAGUCUCCGGCAGCCCCCUCCCUUCGCCCCCUGGCCCGAGCCGAGAGUUCCUCCUCCAUCACCUUGCUGAGUGCAGCCUCCACCCCCACCCUGGGGAGAGAGCUCAACAUAUCCACUACAGGAUGCUCCAGAGGACCCAGCCCACUGACCAUGGGAGCCCAGGACACUCUGCCUGUGGCGGCUGCCUUCACUGAGACCAUCAACGCCUAUUUCAAAGGAGCCGACCCCAGCAAGUGUGUGGUGAAGAUCACUGGGGAGAUGGUGCUGUCUUUCCCAGCAGGCAUCACCAGACACUUUGCCAGCCAUCCGUCUGCCCCUGUGCUCACCUUCAGCAUCAGUAACUACUGUCGGCUAGAGCAGGUCCUCCCCAAUCCACACCUACUGUGCUGUGACACCACCAUGUCCAAUGUGGACACCAAGGAGUUCUGGGUAAAUAUGCCAAACCUGAUGAGUCACCUGAGGAGAGUGGCUGACCAGAAGCCUCAAGCAACCUACUACAAUGUGGACAUGAUCAAAUAUCAGGUAGCAGCUGAGGGGAUCCAGUCUACUCCCCUGAACCUGGCGGUGAGUUGGCGUGGCGACACCACCAGCACGGACCUCAGAAUAGACUACAAAUACAACAUGGAGGCCAUGGCCGCAGCCCCCUCCCCCCUCCACAACAUCCACUUCCUGGUCCCUGUGGACGGGGGCGUGGCCAAACUCCAAGCCAUGAUCCCCACUGCCACCUGGAACCCAGAACAGCAGAACAUUCUAUGGAAGAUAUCAAGCCUUUCCCAAAGGUCUGAAAAUGGAGGAGUGGGGGCUCUACUGGGUAGGUUCCAGUUGACAGAGGGUCCCAGUAAGCCGUCCCAGUUGGCGGUGCAGUUCACCAGCGAGGGCAGCACUCUGUCAGGCUGUGACAUCCAGCUGAUGGGGCCUGGCUACAGGCUCUCGCUGGUCAAAAAGAGAUUUGCAGCAGGGAAAUAUCUGGCGGACAACUAGUCACCACUGUUGUAAAAUGAAACCCUUUCAACCAUACGAUGGCUUUUGCCUGUGAGGAUGAUGAGAGACUUUUUAUGGAUUCUUCAUUCGAUACAAGUUACCAACUGAGAAACGUCUGAAACCUAACGCUUGAGCAGGGAGGGGUAACUGAUGACAUAGCAGCAACAACAGGAUGUGAUGUAAUACGCACUGUCCACCAGGGUUCACCAGGGUAUUGCUUUAUGUUUUAACACACUCAAAUACAGUAGUCGCACUGUUGGAGUUUAUGCAAGUAGUCACUGUUUUUUUUCUCGUUUUGUGCACCUUGAGGGUUGUUGAGGUCAAUUGUAAAAUCUUUUGUCUGUAAUGUUUUCGUUAUGUGUCGGACCCCAGUAAGACUAGCUGUCACCAUUGGCGUCGGCUAUUGGGCAUCCUAAUCAAUAAAACAUUUAGAAAUCAUAAUGAAAGAUAAUGGAUUCGACACAUUUACUCCCAUUUAGCAAAGUCAAUUAUCAUUGGCAGCACAUACAGUAAUCCAGCCGUAUCUGUGAGAAGAAUUCUAUGUGAAUGGGUGAUGGAUGGAAGAUGCACUGGACAGAUUUAUGUGAAUAGAUAGACACUGUUGUCAUUCAUUGAUAAUUCAAUUGAUUAUGACAAGAACAAUUGAUUAUGACAUAACAAUUGAUUAUGACCAGAACUCCACGUGCAGGGUUAGGAUGACAUUUGGAUGUUUUUCUUUUAUUUAUUGGGUUGAUUCAACUGAUAUGGUACCAGCUGGUACUGCACCAGCACGUUGAGGCCCACAACUUGGAGUUAACGUACAGACAGCGUUAUUAUGUAUGUGGUGGUUGUGUGUUUUGCUGGGAGGUCAAGUGGUUCAUGUAAUGUAAUGGUUCAUAUUGUUUUCCUGAUUUGUGGAUGACAAAAACAAAGCAGUUGACCUUACAGGCUGAAUAGCAGAGUUGCCUUGGACCAGAUUACAUUUCCUUCUGAAUUCUGUUUGUCCCUUAGAGUUGUGUCCAGGAGUCCUAAUCAAGAAUAACUGGUUGAAAUGACAUCUUUACAACUGGUUAGGGUGGCAGGUAGCUUAGCGGUUAAGUGUGUUGGGCCAGUAACUGAAAAGUCACUGGUUUGAAUCCCAAGUCAACUAGGUGGAAAAUCUGCAGAUGUGCCCUUGAGCAAGGCACUUAACCCUAAUUUCUCCUGUAAGUUGCUCUGGAUAAGAGCAUCUGCUAAGUGACUAAAAUGUAAAUGCUAGAAUUACAUCAAUUACUGGUUAGAAGUAGGUCUUUAUGAGGUCAUUUCAACCAGUUUUGCCCGCUGGGAAGUAUAACUGGGGGACAUCAAAGAAGAUGGAAAAGUGCUUCAAGAAUGAUUUAUCUAAAAUAUAAUAAUAAUGAAUAUUCAACGGAAGCCCCUAAUGUUAUGUUUCUUGUUUUUCCACCAUGUGGAGUUAAUAGAUGUUUUAUCAUUUUCUAAUAGCAGUAUAUUGAAAAUCUAUUUGUAAAAAAAAGUGUAAAUAUGAAAGAAGCUUCUUCAUAUAUCCCUUUGGACAUAUGGGUGAUUCUGUGUUAGUCAAAUCAGAUAUAUGUUAUACGGUUGGUGAUAGCCUUUACAAUACAUUACAGAACACAUUUUUGUUUUGUUUUAUUUCUAACGCGGAUUUCUUGUUAAAUACUGACUGUCCCAAUCUGCGUUACUCAAAAGUGUUUGUUUUUUUAAAACCUUUUUUUACUCUACAAUGCUAGUUCAUUUAUUUCAAGACAUUUAGUAUGUCCAGCAGCAUACAAAAGAGUCCCCCCUCCCCUCCUAUUCCAAUGCUAUUCUGACCUAGACUGGGUAAAGAAAACAGUAGUGAGUGUAGCGUUCAGUCUAAUGUAACCAGGUUCAUUCAGACCUACGUCUGUUAUAGUACGUGUACUAUGUGAUUGUUUUUACUGUAACUUCUAGUCAUGUCAUCGUGUUUGACCUUUCACCUGAAGAUUUAACUUUUAAACCUUUGACCUUUGGCAUGAAUCCACAACAACAUUAUCAAACUUCCACGAUACUAUUGCAAGUAACGUCCUCCUAGGUUUCCUCCCGACUUGCACACCAACAACAAAUACAUUUGUGUAACUGUAAUUGUUUUGCUCCUGCCCAUCUCAAGGAGAAAUAAUGUUAGUGUAUUAUUUUCACUUUAUGACAAUGGUAAUAGAAUUACCUCACGUUGUUGUUACUGAUUUCCAAAUCAGUAUAUUCAAAAUGAGUCGCGACCAAUGACAAAAGAGCCUUUUUAAUCCUUGAUAUUAUCAAUAACUAUGGUAAAUGUAUUUCAACUUUAGUUUUUUUGUCCUGGUUGCAAUAUUUUAUUUAUUUGUUUGAGCCUUACUGGCUCUUUAAAAAGUAUUCACAAAUAAACGUUUUUUCUGUCAGUAUUUUAUUCACUGCAUAGGACACUGAAUAUGCAAACAUACCAUGUACAUUUCCCAUCCAAAGAUUUUAAGAGUAAAUAUAUAAAAAGUUAAUAUAAUGUAAUACCUGUUUUACUUGGUAAUAAAGAAUUGGAGAAUA
Molecule: messenger RNA, 5785 nt
Organism: Oncorhynchus tshawytscha (Chinook salmon)
Lineage: Eukaryota; Metazoa; Chordata; Actinopteri; Salmoniformes; Salmonidae
Product: SH3-containing GRB2-like protein 3-interacting protein 1
Exons: 25
Biological process (GO): cytoskeleton organization; regulation of endocytosis; plasma membrane tubulation
Cellular component (GO): endosome; cytoplasm; plasma membrane
Molecular function (GO): phospholipid binding
Source: RefSeq, a predicted model, not a curated record